UAAAUAAAUAAAUUAGUUAAUUAAAACUCUCUCUCUCUCUAACUCUCUCUCUCUCUGCGUCACACCAAACACGCGCUCUGCCCUCCCCUUCCGUCUUCUUCAAUUCGCCUUUUGCAGUUUCAACCGCCAUACGCAUCGCCCACGCCUUCCUUCGUCGCCGGCCGGAGACUAUGGGGAACUGCCAGGCCGUCGACAAUGCCACUCUCGUCAUCCAACAUCCCACUGGAAGAGCGGAAAAGCUUUAUUCCCCAGUCACCGCCAGCCAUAUCAUGAAGGCCAAUCCCGGCCACUACGUCGCGCUUCUCCUCACCACCACUGUAUACUCCAACAAAACCGCCACCGCGCCGGAGAAUAAAAAUGCUCCGCUCCGCGUUACGCGGAUCAAGCUUCUCAGGCCGACCGAUACUCUGAUUCUAGGUCAUGUGUACCGCCUCGUCACCUCUCAGGAGGUGAUGAAGGGGCUGUUGGCGAAAAAGCAAGCGAAGAUGCAGCAAUUGCAGAAGAAUGGAACGAUGGAUGAAAAACAGAGUUCAGAAUUAGCAUCGGCGGUUAGAAAACCUGCUGUGAAGAACAACAAUCAGGCAAAACCAGAAAGGCAUAGGUCAAGAAAUUCCACCCCAUCAAAAUCAAGAACAUGGCAACCAGCAUUAAAGAGCAUUUCUGAGUCUGCAAGCUGAUUCUGAUCAUUCUGCCCUUCCUUCUGUUUCUUGGUUCUCACUUCACUUCAUCUCUCCCUGUUGAAUUUUGUAAAUUACUUAGUUUUAAGUCAGACCAAAAAAAAAAAGGAAAAAAAAGAAAAAGAAGGCGCUGGUGAUGAUACAUUCUAGAGUGAGAAACACUACCCCGUGUUGUAAUAGAAAUCUUUGCUGCCCUUUUUUA
Molecule: messenger RNA, 879 nt
Organism: Andrographis paniculata
Lineage: Eukaryota; Viridiplantae; Streptophyta; Magnoliopsida; Lamiales; Acanthaceae
Exons: 3
Coding region: 171-677 (168 amino acids)
Source: RefSeq, a predicted model, not a curated record